Molecule: messenger RNA, 822 nt
Organism: Sorex fumeus (smoky shrew)
Lineage: Eukaryota; Metazoa; Chordata; Mammalia; Eulipotyphla; Soricidae
Gene: MORN2
Product: MORN repeat containing 2
Exons: 6
Coding region: 1-786 (261 amino acids)
Source: RefSeq, a predicted model, not a curated record
AUGGAGUACACGCGUCUUUGGAAAGUACGCACCCUACAACGCCACAGCGACGGACAAGAGCCCUCCCGCCAGCUGGACCCCAUGCAGUCUGUCAAGGCCCGGCCUGCUGCCCCUCGGGCCUGUGCCGCCGCGCCGCGGGCCCGCGCCGUCGCCCCGCCCCCCGCCCCCCGAUUGGCCGCGCCUCGGCCCGGCAUCCACUUCCGGGCAUCCACUUCCGGGGCGACGCCCGGCCCCGCCCCCGCGCGUCCGCUUCCGGGGGAGCGCCCUGGCAACGGUCGCCCUGGCAACGGGAGACGCGCCGGGCGGGCAGCGCGCAGCGCCGCGGAGCUGGCGGCCCCCGGGGAGCGGCUGAGCAGCGCCCGCGUGUCCCAGGCCUCCCUGCGGACUGCUGAAGAAGUAUCUAAGAUAAACUUUAUUUUUCCAAAUGGAGACAAGUACGAUGGUGAGUGUACAAGAACGUCAGCUGGAAUUGUUGAGAGAAACGGAAUAGGUACUCAUAGCACCCCGAACGGGAUCGUCUACACUGGAAGCUGGAAAGAUGACAAGAUGAAUGGCUUUGGAAGAUUACAACAUUUUUCAGGUGCAGUAUACGAAGGACAGUUUAAAGACAAUAUGUUUCAUGGAGUGGGGACUUACACAUUUCCAACAGGGGCAAAGUACACUGGAAAUUUCAAUGAAAAUAGGGUGGCUGGCGAGGGGCAGUACACCGACAUCCACGGGCUGGAGUGGUUCGGCAGCUUCCACUUCACCUCUGCUCCAGGCCUGAGACUCAAGAUCCUCAUGUAACGCCUCCCAGAAUUCGAACUCAUCCAAGCGCUCCAA